AUGGCGUCUGGCGUAUUACUCGCAGGGCCCAAGCCAGCCAACGACCAACGGCAGUGUCACAACUGCACCGACCCGGCCGUGGGGAACGACGACUUGUUAUGGGCGCCACGCUGUUGGGUGAGCCAUUUUCUGGCCCAGGCUGGAGUUAGUAAGGCGACGAGGAAAAAAGGAGCAGCCACCGGCUCUAGACAAAGUAUAGCGCUGUGGAGCAAGACGGAGAGCAAGCUCAUGGAAUUGGGCAUUCUUGUACAAAUUGAGCGCUGGUGCAUGGAGAAAACGGAGCAAGAAAAGACCGCGAAAGCGCGAAUACAAUGGGUUGGGCUUGCCCACAAAAAGAUAGCCUCUCAUCUUUCUGUCAAGUUUGAGCGGUGA
Molecule: messenger RNA, 372 nt
Organism: Akanthomyces muscarius
Lineage: Eukaryota; Fungi; Ascomycota; Sordariomycetes; Hypocreales; Cordycipitaceae
Exons: 3
Coding region: 1-372 (123 amino acids)
Source: RefSeq, a predicted model, not a curated record